Paramecium pentaurelia is the source of this 2779-nucleotide messenger RNA. NCBI's taxonomy places the organism in Eukaryota, Ciliophora, Oligohymenophorea, Peniculida, Parameciidae. The record is from the annotation of a GenBank genome assembly.
UAUGCUCACAAAAGCAUUAGCUAGAUAGAUGCGUGUAGGUAAUAAUUAUAAUGUAAUUUUUGUACAGCAUUCUCUGCUGCAAAGAAGGAAGCAUCAAAUUAAACAAAAUAGGCAACAACAACUACAACAGGAUAGAUUGCCUAAGUUAUUGGUGCAGUUGUAGAUGUCCAAUUCGAUGGCCCUUUACCACCUAUUUUGAAUGCAUUGUAAGUUUAAGGAACAAGUCAUAAAUUGAUAUUGGAAGUGGCUCAACAUUUAGGUGAUAGCAGAGUAAGAACAAUUGCUAUGGAUUCAACAGAAGGACUUAUUCGUGGUUAACCAGUUUCAGAUUUAGGUGGUCCAAUUACAAUUCCAGUUGGUCCUGAAACAUUAGGACGUAUUAUGAAUGUUAUUGGUGAUCCAAUUGAUGAAAGAGGUCCAAUUGAAACAAAAAUUAGAUAUCCAAUUCACAGAGAAGCUCCAAGCUUUGUUGAUUAAGGUAGUGGUGCUGAAAUCUUGAUAACUGGUAUUAAAGUCGUGGAUUUAUUGGCUCCAUAUGCUAGAGGUGGUAAAAUUGGAUUGUUCGGUGGUGCAGGAGUAGGAAAGACUGUGUUAAUUUAAGAAUUGAUUAAUAAUGUUGCUAAAGCUCAUGGUGGUUAUUCAGUAUUUGCAGGAGUAGGAGAAAGAACAAGAGAAGGAAAUGAUUUAUAUCAUGAAAUGGUUGCAUCAGGUGUUAUCAAUUUAAGUGGUGGAUCAAGAUGUGCUCUCAUUUAUGGUUAAAUGAACGAACCACCUGGUGCAAGAGCCAGAGUUGGUUUAACUGGUUUGACAGUUGCUGAAUAUUUCAGAGAUGAAGAAGGAAAAGAUGUGUUACUCUUUAUUGACAACAUUUUCAGAUUCACAUAAGCAUGUUCAGAAGUGUCAGCCUUAUUGGGACGUAUUCCAUCAGCUGUCGGUUAUUAACCAACAUUGGCAACAGAUUUAGGUUAAUUAUAAGAACGUAUUACAACAACAAAGAAGGGAUCAAUUACAUCAGUUUAAGCUAUUUAUGUACCUGCAGAUGAUCUUACAGAUCCAGCACCAGCUACAACAUUUGCUCACUUGGAUGCUACUACUGUGUUAUCAAGAGCAUUAACAGAAUUAGGUAUUUAUCCAGCUGUCGAUCCAUUGGAUUCUUCAUCUCGUAUGAUGGACCCAAAUAUUGUUGGUGAAAAGUAAUUUAUCUUAUUUAAAUUAUAAUAGACAUUAUACAGUCACAAGAGGAGUUUAAAAAUUAUUGUAAGAUUAUAAAUCACUCCAAGAUAUCAUUGCCAUUUUGGGUAUGGAUGAAUUAUCUGAAGACGAUAAACUCACUGUAUCUAGAGCUAGAAAAGUACAAAGAUUCCUUUCUNUUUACCACCUAUUUUGAAUGCAUUGUAAGUUUAAGGAACAAGUCAUAAAUUGAUAUUGGAAGUGGCUCAACAUUUAGGUGAUAGCAGAGUAAGAACAAUUGCUAUGGAUUCAACAGAAGGACUUAUUCGUGGUUAACCAGUUUCAGAUUUAGGUGGUCCAAUUACAAUUCCAGUUGGUCCUGAAACAUUAGGACGUAUUAUGAAUGUUAUUGGUGAUCCAAUUGAUGAAAGAGGUCCAAUUGAAACAAAAAUUAGAUAUCCAAUUCACAGAGAAGCUCCAAGCUUUGUUGAUUAAGGUAGUGGUGCUGAAAUCUUGAUAACUGGUAUUAAAGUCGUGGAUUUAUUGGCUCCAUAUGCUAGAGGUGGUAAAAUUGGAUUGUUCGGUGGUGCAGGAGUAGGAAAGACUGUGUUAAUUUAAGAAUUGAUUAAUAAUGUUGCUAAAGCUCAUGGUGGUUAUUCAGUAUUUGCAGGAGUAGGAGAAAGAACAAGAGAAGGAAAUGAUUUAUAUCAUGAAAUGGUUGCAUCAGGUGUUAUCAAUUUAAGUGGUGGAUCAAGAUGUGCUCUCAUUUAUGGUUAAAUGAACGAACCACCUGGUGCAAGAGCCAGAGUUGGUUUAACUGGUUUGACAGUUGCUGAAUAUUUCAGAGAUGAAGAAGGAAAAGAUGUGUUACUCUUUAUUGACAACAUUUUCAGAUUCACAUAAGCAUGUUCAGAAGUGUCAGCCUUAUUGGGACGUAUCCCAUCAGCUGUCGGUUAUUAACCAACAUUGGCAACAGAUUUAGGUUAAUUAUAAGAACGUAUUACAACAACAAAGAAGGGAUCAAUUACAUCAGUUUAAGCUAUUUAUGUACCUGCAGAUGAUCUUACAGAUCCAGCACCAGCUACAACAUUUGCUCACUUGGAUGCUACUACUGUGUUAUCAAGAGCAUUAACAGAAUUAGGUAUUUAUCCAGCUGUCGAUCCAUUGGAUUCUUCAUCUCGUAUGAUGGACCCAAAUAUUGUUGGUGAAAAGUAAUUUAUCUUAUUUAAAUUAUAAUAGACAUUAUACAGUCACAAGAGGAGUUUAAAAAUUAUUGUAAGAUUAUAAAUCACUCCAAGAUAUCAUUGCCAUUUUGGGUAUGGAUGAAUUAUCUGAAGACGAUAAACUCACUGUAUCUAGAGCUAGAAAAGUACAAAGAUUCCUUUCUUAACCAUUCUUCAUGUCUGAAGUUUUCUCAGGAAGAAAGGGUAAAUUCGUUUCACUUAGUGACACUAUUGCUGGAUUCAGAGGUAUUAAAUCUCUCAAUAUAUUUUAGCAUUGCUUGAUGGUGAAGGUGAUGAAUAUCCAGAAAAUGCAUUCUAUAUGUAAGGUACAUUUGAAGAUGUCAUCGAAGAAGCUAAAAGAGUUGCAGCUGAAACAACAAAAUGAA